Messenger RNA from Hemiscyllium ocellatum (epaulette shark), 3562 nucleotides. It is a transcript of the gene nfkbiz, whose product is annotated as nuclear factor of kappa light polypeptide gene enhancer in B-cells inhibitor, zeta. NCBI's taxonomy places the organism in Eukaryota, Metazoa, Chordata, Chondrichthyes, Orectolobiformes, Hemiscylliidae. The record is from RefSeq and is a predicted model, not a curated record. Gene Ontology annotation, biological process: regulation of gene expression. Gene Ontology annotation, cellular component: nucleus. The coding region runs from base 164 to 2143 and encodes 659 amino acids. The transcript has 12 exons. Gene Ontology annotation, molecular function: POU domain binding; DNA binding.
GGGCCGGUUUGAUGACUCGGUAAUUCGACAGAGAGAGCUCUGGGCUGUUUGUCUUCCGUGAGCAGAUUGGGAUACGGAGUUUGAGUUGGUCAGAUUUUUUUUUCCUCCUCCUCGUCCCAACCUUACGGCAGACUGUGUCGGGUUUUAUUUCUCAAUCUGAAAGAUGAUUCUGGACAGAGGCAGCGAGAACAGCAGCGACCCGGAGAGCUGUGUGAUGUCCAGUCCCAUGAACCUGGGUUACUUUUACCAGAGCUCUCCCGCGGUCAGCGAGCCGCGCUCUCCACCUACACCCACAUCGCCGGAGUCAGACUCCGACAAUCAAAGCGGAGCUCACUCAGAGAAAGGCUUUGGGAGCGUUCAGUCCACAGUCUACUCUGAUACACGAAGAUCUCAGAGGCGACCCUUCCAGGGAGUUCGAGUGAAGAAUCCGGUUAAGGAGCUUCUUAACCACUUCAGGAGCUCCCGCAAAUGCAAUAGUGUGGAACAGUAUCAGCCCCAGUUGAAUUCAACAGAAGAACAGUUUUCACAAAUAAGAAGUCUCCUGAGUGGGGUGAAAAGGUCAGCUGUGGAGAACCUGUCUGAUGCACCUCCUUAUAAACAAUCACCUGUGCAGUCAUCACCUUAUUUGCUGACUCCGCCCCAGACACCAAAUUCUGUUGACAUUUCGGAUGGCGGCCACAAAACCGAAACAAGUAAUGAUGUAAAUCCAGAUGCUCUUCAAGACAUUAUCAAAAUGUUGCAAAAUGACACCCAACCGAUCUCCCUGAAUACAGUCCAGGUCAGUUGGGCCAAUGUUGCCAAGAAUGAUCAGGUUUUUCAGGCGAACAGUUAUAUACCGGAACUGCAACAGAACGAACUUUCUCCUGGACAAUGCCAAGACCUGCAACAAUUCCAUGUCCAUAGCCCACCUCAAGUCACCAGGCAACAUGAAGGGUUUCAGCCAUUUCACAGUGUUGACCAAUCUUCAAACUUCCAGCCAGUGCUGCCAAAUGGAUCACUUGCAGACACUCAGCAGGUGUCCAAUGAAUUUGCGCAAUUGAUGUUCAGCUAUUCCGAGCAUCCUAAUCCUCCUCUAUCUGAGGGUUACCCAAUUCCUCAAGGCCAACCUAUGGGUAGUCAACCAUCCUCUGAAUUUUAUAUUCCAGGUUGCAGGUCUCUGCAACCAACCAUUCAAGAAGAUAUUUCUCAUCCUGCAUCCCUGUACUAUGCGUCACAAUCUCAAGGCAAGUCUUUCUUUCAAUGGCAAAUUGAGCAAGAGGAGAAGAAAUUGUCCCACCUUACUCAAGAACAAUUCCUUUCCAAAGACUCUGAUGGUGACACAUUACUACACAUUGCUGUAGCACAGGGCAGACGAGCUCUUGCAUAUGUUCUUGGGAAGAAGAUGGCAGCAAUUAACAUGAUGGAUAUUAAAGAACACAAUGGCCAGAGUGCUUUGCAGGUAGCUGUUGCUGCCAACCAGCACCUGAUUGUUGAAGAUCUAGUCAGCCUUGGGGCACAAGUGAAUACUUCAGACCGCUGGGGCAGAACACCACUGCAUGUGGUUGCAGAAAAAGGUUUUGUUCAAGUGCUUAUGGCCAUUGAAAAGGGGAUGGCAAGAAAUUGUCAUCAUCUCAACCUUGAAGUUACAAACUUUGAUGGUAUGACUGCUCUGCAUUGUGCUGUCCAAACCCAGAACCGUGUGCUGCGUGAGCUGCAGAACAAAAUUCAUCAGCGUCUAUCUGUUGAAGUGCAGGAACUGUCCAUCCAAAACAAGAACUUGUUGGAAACAAUUAAAAUGCUUUUGCAGAUGGGGGCAUCUAUUGAAACGCGGGAUCGGAAGAGUGGUCGUACAGCUCUGCACUUGGCUGCUGAGGAAGCAAAUGUCGACAUCCUUCGUUUCUUUCUUGACCAACCAACCAGCCUUAACGUUGUAAAUACUAAGGCAUAUAAUGGUAACACCGCUCUUCAUGUCGCAGCUGGCAUGCAAGACAGAGUUAGUCAGGUAGACGCUGUCCGGCUGCUGAUGAGAAAGGGAGCUGAUCCUAGUGCCAGAAACCUGGAGAAUGAACAACCAGUGCAUCUGGUGCCCGAUGGUGCAAGAGGAGAAGAGGUUAAACGCAUUUUGAAGGGUAAAGCUGUCCAGUCAAGAAUGCCUCUCUUCUGACUACUUGUUUUUACCUGUGACCCACUGUCAGUUAGGCAGUCCUAAUAGAUUUGUACAGAGAAAUUUGCUAACUUGUGGCAAAUACCUGUUGUUUCUUUUAUAGAAACUUUCAUUGUUGACUACUGUGUAGUAUUUAGUUAAAAAUAAUGGUAGUAUUAGCCUGUGCCUUCAGUUCUGUGCACAUUAUUCAAUUUGUGUGGAAAAAUUGAAGGGCUUCAGCUACUUUUUAGAAUGUUUUUUUUUCCUUUUAUAUAUGGUCCAGAUAAUCACAGCAACCAUGUCGAUGUGAUCGAGUACAUGUGUCUACUUAAAUUUUAAGAACAGCUUCAGUAUCUUAAAUAUAAUACAUGAUUUUCUUAUCCUGAACCAAAUGUAUAAUUUAGGUAUGAUGUGCAACACCAAAGCUCUUCUGAGUUUAACCUUUUGGGUUUGCUGCUGUAAAAGGGAUGUGAAAGCUUAGAACAAUCUUUAUGCCAAACAUUUUUCUUUUGUUUAUUGACUUAUUGAACACAUCUUUAGUAUUAAUGCAUCUUUUAAAGAUGUUUUUGAAGGAAGUGUCCAGAAGAAGCUAUAAAUCUGAUUUAAUUGAAUCCCUUUCACCUUUCAGUUUCUUUUUCAGUGCAGACUCGGGUAUCUGACAAGAGCUUUCUUAUCUACUCUGUGAUGCAUGAAUUUCUAUCAAAAGAACAAUACCUUUGCAAAUGAUUUUGGCAUUCUGCUUGCCAAGUGAAUAUACUUGGCUUUUGUGAGCCCUUUUAAUGUGAGGGCUUUGCUUGUACUUGUACCAGAUCCAUUAACAAGGGUAUUUGCAUUGCACAUUUUGAGGAUUAGGUGCAAAAAUGGAUCCAAUAAAUAUUUUGAAAGUAACACGAGAAAGAGCUGCACAUUGGAAGUGGUUAGGUAAAAGUACAACAUAAUGUACAGAAAGUUGAAGGCAGUCAGCUGAGGAAAUUAUAAUCCAUGAAGGGAUAUUUUACAGGAGAUUAAUAUAAAUUAAUUGUUAUGGGUUUGGAACAGUACAAAUUAGUAUGAGUGCCAGUGCCCGAUUCCUGAGUUAACUGGAUGUGUAAGUGUUUUUAUAUAAUUUGAUAUCUGUUUCUGUCGGCAGGUAUAUAAUUGUUAUUCUCACCAAUAAAGGAAACUGUUCUCAAUCACAUUUGUAAAUUGUGCUGAAUUUAAGGAAGAAUGUCCUUAAUACUUCACUAUAAUUGUCAAAAUAAUUAUUGUAUGCAUGUAAUUGAUUUAUAUAACUGAUUUAAGCUUAGAAAAGUCAUUAUAAUUUUGCACUUAUGUAGUAGUGUUUUAGUCAAAAUACAUGUUGACUUGUGAACUAUUUAGCCUUAAAAAGCUAAGAGUGCAACUAUUUAGAACGUAGUUUGUACAAUUAUGGUCUUUUAUUAAAGUAUGUCUUGUAGACAA